Betta splendens (Siamese fighting fish) is the source of this 3170-nucleotide messenger RNA. RefSeq names its product Raf-1 proto-oncogene, serine/threonine kinase a (gene raf1a). Gene Ontology annotation, biological process: protein phosphorylation; signal transduction. NCBI's taxonomy places the organism in Eukaryota, Metazoa, Chordata, Actinopteri, Anabantiformes, Osphronemidae. Gene Ontology annotation, molecular function: protein kinase activity; ATP binding. The coding region runs from base 345 to 2378 and encodes 677 amino acids. The transcript is spliced from 19 exons. The record is from RefSeq and is a predicted model, not a curated record. Gene Ontology annotation, cellular component: cytosol; mitochondrion; plasma membrane.
AAAAGUAGAGCAAAGUAUUAAGUAAGUUUAAUGGAAUCAAAGUACAUUUUUACUUUGAACAUGGAUCUGAUAAGGGAGUGUGAGACAGACCUCUAACUACAGCCAUCAUCAUCUGCUGCUGCUUGUGGAAACAAUGUCUGCCGAAGCCAUCAGGACGUAUUGACCAGGAGCCUGACGAAGCUGUUUGAUUUUCAGAUGGUGUCAGUUCCAGCUUCCUGGAAGGACUUGUGAGCCAUCUGUGAGCGGGGCAUCUCAGGGGACACAGACAGGGAUGCUGCAGAGAUGGUGAACACAUGUUAUGGCGGAGCACAGCUCGUCCUGACCACUGAGAGCAGCCUGUACUAAUGGAGCACCUCCAGGGAGCGUGGAAGACUCGGAGCAAUGGCUUCGGAACCAAGGACUCGGGGCUGGAGGGCCCGUGCCUCUCGCCCACCGUGGUCCAGAACUUUCCCUGUCAGCGUCGCUCCUCGGAUGACGGGAAGAUGCCCGACUCCAAGACGAGCAGCACCAUCCGCGUGUUCCUGCCCAACCACCAGCGCACCGUGGUAAACGUGCGAGCAGGUAUGACUCUACACAACUGUUUAAUCAAAGCGCUGAAGGUUCGCGGGCUGCAGCCUCAGUGCUGUGCGGUCUUCAAGCUGUAUCCUGGACAGAGCAGCAAAAAGUCUCGAAUGGACUGGAACACAGACUCCACCACGCUGAUUGGAGAGGAGCUGCUGGUGGAGGUUUUAGAUCACGUCCCACUCACCACACACAACUUUGUUCGGAAAACGUAUCUGAAGCUGGCGUUUUGCGACAUUUGCCAGAAGUUUCUUCUGAACGGUUUCCGUUGCCAACGUUGCGGCUACAAAUUCCAUGAGCACUGCAGCACCAAAGUGCCCACGAUGUGUGUGGACUGGAGCAACAUCAGGCAGCUCCUACUGUUCCCACUGCCGGGUGACGGCAGCGGCCCGUCGCUGCCACCGCUCACAUCCAGGCGAAUGAGAGAGUCCUUGACGCGCUUUCCGAGCUCAGCCCACCGCUACUCCACACCUCAUGCCUUCAACUACUCCACGGCCUGCACGCCCACGGGUGGGGGUCUGUCCCAGAGGCAGCGCUCCACCUCCACGCCCAACGUGCACAUGGUCAGCACCACGCUGCCUGUCGACAGCAGCGUGAUCGAGCUAGAUUGCCUGAAUACCUCCCCCAGUUCUUGGUGUCAUAGAUUCUGGCUGAAGAGGAAAGUAGGUAUUGUGCACUUCUCCCAGUCUUUUGUUGAGGCCUCACCUGAGAGUCCAGACAAGGAUGUGAUGCGCAAUCACGAUUCUGGGGUGAGUUCCCCCAACCAGAGCCCCACCGGCUGGUCCCAGUCUCAGCCUAAAGCUCCUGCACCGGCCCAGCGAGAGAGAGCUCCAUCCUUCAACACGCAGGAGAAAAACAAAAUCAGGCCUCGGGACAAGAGGGACUCCAGUUACUACUGGGAGAUCGAGGCCAGCGAGGUGUAUCUGCACUCGCGCAUCGGCUCCGGCUCCUUUGGAACUGUGUACAAAGGGAAAUGGCACGGUGAUGUAGCUGUGAAGAUUUUGAAGGUGACUGACCCCACACCUGAGCAGUUCCAGGCGUUCAGAAAUGAGGUGGCUGUUCUGAGGAAAACACGACAUGUCAACAUCCUGUUGUUCAUGGGAUACAUGACAAAGGACAACCUGGCCAUUGUGACCCAGUGGUGCGAGGGCAGCAGCCUCUACAAACACAUUCAUGUCCUGGAGACGAACUUUAAGAUGAUCCAGCUCAUAGACAUCGCCAGACAGACGGCUCAGGGCAUGGACUAUCUGCAUGCAAAGAACAUCAUUCAUCGUGAUAUGAAGUCCAACAACAUCUUCCUGCAUGAAGGGCUGACGGUGAAAAUUGGGGAUUUUGGUCUUGCAACAGUUAAGGCCAGGUGGAGCGGCUCCCACCAAGUGGAGCAGCCGUCUGGGUCCAUUCUCUGGAUGGCUCCUGAGGUCAUCCGGAUGCAGGAUAACAAUCCCUACAGCUUCCAGUCUGAUGUCUAUUCCUAUGGAAUAGUUCUUUUUGAACUCAUGACGGGAGAGCUCCCAUACUCCCAGAUAGCCAACAGAGAUCAGAUUAUUUUUAUGGUGGGACGAGGCUGUUUGUCCCCAGAUCUUAGCAAACUUUAUAAGAACUGCCCUAAAGCCAUGAAAAGGUUGGUGGUUGACUGCAUCAAAAAGUCCAAAGAUGACAGGCCCCUUUUCCCACAGAUCUUGUCCUCCAUCGAACUCCUCCAACAUGCGCUACCUAAGAUAAACCGCAGUGCCUCAGAGCCGUCCCUGCACAGAGCCUCCCACACUGAGGACAUCAACACCUGCACUCUCACCUCUACCAGACUGCCUGUUUUCUAGAGGCCUGACCAGCUCUGCCCCUCCUCUCAAAAUAAUGCUAGCCUUGUACACACAAACCUGUGCUACUGCAUCAUUAUGCAACUAAAGGGGAGCAGCAUCUGACUGGAAGGAAGAAGGUGGUGGAUGCAGUGGGACCUACACACGAAGGCAGCGCCUCGUCUCACUGCACACGUUAAUAUGCAGCACACUCUGUAAAUACGGGCCCUGAUGUGGCGGAUGGGCCUUGAAGGAAGCUCAAAGCUGCCCCCCUAUUUCUCCUGCCCACUCUUUGAAGAAGGGGACCUGCCUUAGGAGGAGUCAUGGCCUGACUAAGGUCCCACACUUAUUAUCACACAUGUUGGAUGUAGUCCAUGUAGUUGCACAGUAGCUAUUGAUUUUGCAUUGUCUUAAGUGAGGAUGGAGCAGAUCUGGGGAAUUGUCUGUUUUGUUGCUGGUGUCUUUCAUGCCUAUAUUUGUAGAGUCUUUUUAAAGAAACUGUAGCGUUUCAGUUUGCAGAGCAUGAGCAAAGGCGGAAAUGUUUGAAUUUGCACAUUUUAGCAAAAGCAGUGAUGUUUAACUGUGGACACCGUGGUUUCACAGCUCUGAUCUCAGAUCUGCAGAUACAUCAUUAUCAGUCUUUACUGAGGAAAGUUAUCAUGAGCUGGACGUUCGGCAGUUGUCUUAAAUAUUUAACAGGACGAUGAAAACUAAUUUGUAUGUGUUCAUUGGGUUUCUUUCCUGAGGUUAAAUGUUUUAUUGUGAGCUUGAGAAAGUUGUCCAUUUGAUAUUUUAAUAAAGUUAAGUUAAAUUUGA